Molecule: messenger RNA, 3580 nt
Organism: Salarias fasciatus (jewelled blenny)
Lineage: Eukaryota; Metazoa; Chordata; Actinopteri; Blenniiformes; Blenniidae
Product: endoplasmic reticulum membrane sensor NFE2L1-like
Exons: 10
Coding region: 206-2560 (784 amino acids)
Biological process (GO): regulation of transcription by RNA polymerase II
Cellular component (GO): nucleus
Molecular function (GO): DNA-binding transcription factor activity, RNA polymerase II-specific; RNA polymerase II cis-regulatory region sequence-specific DNA binding
Source: RefSeq, a predicted model, not a curated record
AAGCUGUCACACUGAGAAGCUCGCCGCUCCGCUCACACACACACUCACACACACUCUGAACGGAGCUGGACGGCUCCGGGCUGAGAGUGGAGAAUCUAAAGAGAAACCUCGAAACAGGAAGUGACAGAAGGCUGGAGUGAGGAGUGACCUCUGGACGGAUCUCUGGCCAGACCCCCGUGAAGGAGACAGCCGGGGACGUCCCAGCAUGCUGUACCUGAAGAAGUACCUCACGGAGGGGCUGGUCCAGGUGGCCAUCCUGCUGAGUCUCUGGGGGGUCCAGGUCCAGGUGGGCCUGGACCCGGACCGGCCCCCCUCUCUACAUGAGCUGCUGCUGGGCCAGACCUCGGCGCUGACUCCCGCUCGGCACCGCCACCUCUGGGACCUCCACCCGAAGAGCGUGGACCUGGAUGGCUUCUUCACGGCCCGGAGGCUGCUGGGCUGGGUCCGCUCGCUGGACCGGCUGCAGGUCCCUCACGCCGAGGUGGAGGCGUGGCUGGUCCAGCGGGAACCCGGGCCCCUCCCAGACCAGCCGUCCCCCCUGGACAGACCUGCUGAUGGGAUCCACAGGAACGUCCAGGCCCGAGCCGCCCAGGAGGAAGACGAGGAGGAGGAGGAGGAGGAGGAGGAGGAGCAGGGGCUCCAUCGCCAUGGCUCUGUUGUGGAGCGAGGAGACGGAGGGCUGAACAGAGGAACCAGGACAGAAUGUGGACCAGAAGGCCCCUGUGGGCUAACGGAGACCGACGCGGACCAGGCGGCGGUGUCUCUGCAGGAGUGCUUGCGGUUGCUGGAGGACACAUGUCCCUUCCCAGAGGACCCGGAGUUAGGUGAAGCUGGUGACAGGAGGGAGGAUGUGCAGCGUCGGCCUGCAGACCGGUACGCCCCCCUGCGCCCCCCCAGGCCCUCUGAGACCUCCUCCAUGGACCUGGAGCUGCACUGGCAGGACCUGCUGUCCAUCCUGGAGCCGGAGAAUGCGGAUGCAGCGGUGGAAUCGCUUCACCAGCGCUUCGACUGGAGAUCAUCAGGGAGCGGUGGAGGCGUCGGACCGGAGCUCCUGACGGCGGAGGACAGCAGCGUCUCCAUGCAGCGCCUCGCUGCUCAGCACGGUUUUGUGGGUCCUCCAGCAGCGGCCCUGCUUGGCCUCACUCCCAGUGCAGAGCUGGAGGACCACAGUCCUCUGGACACAAAGACCUCUUUGGAUCUCCUCGGCAGCCCCCCAGACCACACAGACCUGCUGGAAGAGGAUCUUCCUCCAGACGACGGCCCGUUUCAGAUGUGUCUGCUAGCGGCAGAAACGCCGCCAUGUCUUCCUGACGUCAGUCCUUCCUCUGCUCACGGACAGAACCAGGACCAGGACCGUCCUGCCUCUCCUCCCAGUGUUGUCCUGGCCGAAGCGGAUGCUGGAGAGGAUCUUCCUCUCAUGGACCUCCUGGAGGACGGGUCUGUGCUGGACCAGAUGAGCCUGCUGGAUGCUGCUCUGGAGGGAGGAUUCAGUCUGGAGAUGGAGGCCAGCCUUGAAGAGGAGCGGUACCUGGAACACCGAACGACCCGGGAGGACCGCAGAGGCCAGGAUCAGGCAGAGAGACGUCAUGAAGAUGCGGAGAAGGAGGCAGAUUCAGACUCGGGUCUGUCGCUGGACUUCAGCCACAGUCCUGCUUCUCCAUGUGUUUCUGAGGCCUCCACCUCCUCCUCCUCCUCCUCCUCCUCCUCCUCCUCUUCCACCUGUAUGUCAGCUGGAGGAAGUCCCUUCACAGAAGAGGAAGAGGAGGAAGCCGUGGAGAGCGUGGCGGGCUCGGACAUGGAGCUAGAGAUGAGGAUGAAGCAGGAGGAGCUGGAGGAGGAGAUGGGGGCGGUGGGCGGAGGAUCUGCUGAGCAGCUCUUCACCUUCAAGCCUGGAAAUCACAAACUGCUUCAGCACCUCCCCUGGACGGAGCACGUCGGUCACGACCACACGUACCCCCAGCCCUGGUCUCCUGUGGCCAAGACGACCAGCAGCCACGGCAGAGCGGCGGCCGCCCGGGACGGCGCCUCGCCGUACCGCCGCUCCGUCUCUGAGUCCAAGAUGUGGAGCAGAGACGAGCGGCGUGCCCGAGCCCUCGGCAUCCCGUUCUCCAAUGAGCUGAUCGUCAACCUCCCGGUGGAAGAGUUCAACGACCUGCUCACCAAGUACCGCCUGGACGAAGACCAGCUCAACCUCAUCAAAGACAUCCGCCGGCGGGGGAAGAACAAGAUCGCCGCCCAGAACUGCCGGAAGAGGAAGCUGGACGUGCUGCUGGGGCUGGAGGACGACGUGUCCGGGCUGAGACGCUACCGCUCACGACUGCUGCGAGAAAAAGAAGCAGCCCUGAGGAACCUGCAGGAAAUGAAGCUCCGACUGGGAACGCUGCAUCAGGAAGUGUUCUCCAGACUGAGGGACGAGACGGGGCGGCCGCUGGACGCCGCAGAGUACCUGCUUCACUUUGGACCCGACGGCGCCGUCGCUGUGGCUUCACGUCAAAACCAGGCAGAGCGUCCACCAACCGGGAGGAAAGACGGCAAAAAGCCCCGGGACAAGAGGAAGUGAGCCAUGGACCAGAGACACUGAAGACCUGCUUCGUCCAGAGUGUAGGGAGGGCCGAGAGUUGCUUUACAAACGGUGUGAUGCUCACAGAAAGGGAGGGAACGACGACGUGGUGGUUUUCUCAAGAGGACUCCAAAACCAUGAAACCCUCAAAGAAAAGGCAGAAAGACGAAGGUCUGCAGGAAGGACGAGAGAUCAGAGAAAACCAGGACUGAGAACAGAAAACUUCCUCCAGGAGGCUCUGCUUCUCACCGAAACCAAGACUCUCAGCAGGACAGCGUCAGGUCUGGCAUCUGGGCUAUACUGCUGGGACCGGCGGCUCCGAGGCCUGGGCCUGGUGAUCCGGGACCGGGAGCCCGGGCCUGGUGGGCUCACUGUAUCUGUUUCAGGAUCUCCAACAAAGAAAGACUUUGAAGAAGCUUGAGUGGAGUUAAGGUCCUGGAUCCUGGAGGUCAGGGAUCCCAGACCGACUCUGGACGGGUUCACAACAGAAGAGAAGCUCAGGAGGGGGGCUGCAGUGAGGAAGACCCCCACAGGGUGGGGACACGAUGCUGAGCUGGUCUGUGAGUGAACUCGUUCCGGUUUGGUUUAGAGAGGAACGUUUCCAGGACGAGCUCAGACCUCUUCAGACCGGAGUCCAGGCUGCUUUCAACUGACCGGAUUCAGCUCCGUCUGCAGCAGAGGACGUCGACCUGCUGCACCACUACGAACCCACCACACCAGAUUCACCGGAGAACACCGUGCUGUCUGCUGUUCAACCGUCUUAGAAAAGCUGCAUGGAUGAGUUUUAAAAACAGCGCUUUGUACGAGACGGUGUGUUCUCAGGAAUAACUGGCUGCUCCACACACUCUGGUGGUAUGUGGCCUGGAGUCAUGGGGAAGGGGUGUGUGUGUCUGCAUCAGCUGCAGUUUUCAACAAGCUGGGACCUGAAACUUUUUGAAAUAAAAUACUUUGUAAAACAAGCGUCUUUAAAAUGUUUUCAGCCUGAACAUUCAGCAGGAGCUCAGCUGAUGGAGCUCAGUG